AUGGCUACCAUUGUCCCAAGGGGGAACACUCUUGGCAUGGUAACGCAGCUGCCGGAGGAAGAAGAUGUGUACAAAGUCUCAAGGAAGAAGAUGCUGGCCAAAUUGGACAUACUCAUGGGAGGCAGGGUGGCUGAGGAGCUUAUGUUUGGAGAGAGCGAGGUGAGCUCUGGCGCCGUGUCUGAUCUAAGCGAGGCGACUAAACUGGCCAAAGAUAUGGUCACCAAGUAUGGUAUGAGCGAGCUGGUCGGCCUUGUUUCCUACGGCAACGACAAUGAUGGUGGCGGCGGGAAGAAGGCGGCGACUGCGAGUGGGCAUACGAUGGCUCUGGCCGAUGAGGAGGUGAGAGAAUUGCUUGCCAAGGCUUACAAGAACGCGAAGAAGAUAGUCACGGCGCGCAGCAAGGAGCUUCAUGUGCUAGCCAAUGCCCUUCUCGAGCACGGAACUCUCACCGGAGACCAGAUAAAUGAACUUGUAUCGUCAAGUAAUUAA
Triticum dicoccoides is the source of this 489-nucleotide messenger RNA. Its product is annotated as ATP-dependent zinc metalloprotease FTSH 4, mitochondrial-like. The transcript has a single exon. The record is from RefSeq and is a predicted model, not a curated record. Gene Ontology annotation, molecular function: ATP binding; metalloendopeptidase activity; ATP-dependent peptidase activity. The coding region runs from base 1 to 489 and encodes 162 amino acids. Lineage: Eukaryota; Viridiplantae; Streptophyta; Magnoliopsida; Poales; Poaceae. Gene Ontology annotation, cellular component: chloroplast. Gene Ontology annotation, biological process: protein import into chloroplast stroma; proteolysis.